AUGAGCGCAGACACGGUGGAGCAGUCAGACGCUCCAGCUGAACAGGCAGAUUUAGAGCAAAACGGGAUCGACUUCAAUCGACAAAUUAAGACAGAGAACAUCAACGACUCUCCUCAUUCAGCCUCCACACUGAAGACAUGUCACCUGACACAGAGCUUGCCGAUGUCUGGAGGUCAGCUGACCGGGGAGCUCACCUCUCUCCACACCAUGCAGCAGCUGGUUCUGAUGCCACCAGCUCACCUGUCAUCUUCGUCACCCUUCCUGCUCUCCCAGAGCACCACCAGCCACCCAGCCCUUCUGCAGCAGAACAUGCUGUCCCAUCCUGGCCAGAGUCAAACCAGUUUGCUUCAGCAUCAACCUGGACUGGCUCUAACUCCACAGGCCAUGAAUCGUUCUGGUCUGGCAGGACCCUCUAUGGAGAACCACAUGGACAUGUCCCACCUGCAGAUGCCCAAACACAUGUCAAUACCACCACAGGAAGAACCCAGUGAUCUAGAAGAACUGGAGCAGUUUGCUAAAGCGUUCAAACAAAGACGCAUCAAACUGGGUUUUACUCAGGGAGAUGUGGGCCUUGCGAUGGGAAAACUGUACGGGAAUGAUUUCAGUCAGACGACAAUCUCUCGCUUUGAGGCUCUCAACCUUAGCUUCAAAAACAUGUGCAAACUCAAGCCUCUGCUGGAAAAAUGGCUGAGUGACGCAGAGAACUCACCUUCUGACUCGAUGAGCAACACUGCGUCUCUGGCGCCCCUGAUCGAGGGAUACGGGCGCAAACGAAAGAAGAGGACAAGCAUUGAAACAAACAUCAAAAUGACUCUGGAGAAACGUUUCAACGAUAACCCCAAGCCCAACUCAGAGGAGAUAACCUUAAUCUCCGAGCAGCUGUCCAUGGAGAAGGAGGUGGUUCGAGUUUGGUUCUGUAAUCGGCGUCAGAAGGAGAAGAGGAUCUACUGCCCAGUGGCUAGUUUAUCGGUCAAAUCACACAGCUACAACUCCAGAAUGGCCUCAGUGUCCAGAUCCUACAGCCCUCUGGCUUCAGGCGGAGUUUCAUCAAAUUCCUCUCCAAACAGUGUAAGCCGUGAAGCUUCUCCCAACAGUCUGUCUGCAGCCUCUGUCUCUUUAGCGUCUCAGGUCAACCCAGCUUCCUACAGCACACCAGGGUCCUGGUACCGCACAUGGAAUCCUUCCGUAUAUCAUCACUGAGAAACAUGAACUGUAUCAUAUGAAGCUUUUGAAGAUUUUUGCUUUGUUUGAGAAGGAUGUACACUGAACACAAUGUUCCUGUUAUGAACAGGGUAACAACUACAGGCUUAACAUUAGAUGGACCCAUAAGACAAAACAGCAGCACACGCAGAGGACAGAAACACACCACACUGCUGUCAACACUCAAGCUCACGCAAGUCCUGACAGCCUUGAGCUGUUUGAUUUCUGUUCAUGUGACUCUUUUCUCUGCAUAAAUCAGCUUCAGCGAUGAAGAAUACACAGAAAAACACACCCACGACAGAUACAAAAACAAAACACUGGUGGGAAUGUUGGAUUUAAUAUUGUCAAGACUAAUUUGUUCAAAUGUUGAAGGAUUCAGGUCCAGAUUUGUUAAGAUUGUGUGCUAAGCUGUUCCUUUUGCCAUCUUUAUCCUGCACUAUAGUGAUCUCAGUUGUUGCUGUUAUUAUCUGUUUUCAUGUUCUUAUUAUAGUUAGUGUUGUGUUAGUGACUUUGAUGCAAUCCUACAUUGCUUACUGCCAGUCUGUCUAAAGAAAUAUGCAGCCAGAGCUAUGGGAUUUCAUAGGACUUUCAUCUGCAUAUUCAUGACUGGUGCAAAAAAAACCUUGGAGUGACCAAUACAGUGCACCACUAUUAUUGCAGUUAUGGCCAUCAUAUCUCUCUAUUAUGAUAACCUUGUACUCAGAUCUGGGAACAUGGUGACAUAGCAACAACAGAGGCAAACGGGUCAAGGAACAUGAUCAGACGUAAAAACAGUUCACUAUAUUUGUUGGUAAAAUCAAAAGUGUUGCUAAUUAUCCAUCACUGCAUAAGAAAAUAUGUGGUAAGUAGGUAAACAUUUAAAUGUGAUGAAUGAUUACAAUGGAAAAUAGGUUAAUUAUUUUACUGUGCCCUUUGUUUCCUCUUCCAAGAUAAGUUUAACUAGUCUGAGGGCUUCUUUACAUCUGCUCUGAUCAUUUGCUCAUGUUUCUUGACCUGUACGACUUCUUUUUAGCAAAGUUUCUGUAUGUUCCCAGAUCUCAGGAUUUAACUUGAGUACAAAUUUUUUUUUUACUGAUAUGAAACCAAAACAAUAAGACUCAAUUGUAAUUAAUCUGAAUAAUAACACUUUCAAAUCCCUGAACACAAUUAAUUUCACAUGAGAGAUUUCUGUAUUUGUGUUUUCAUCCUUGCUUUUUUCACUGGUUUGAGGUGGGCGGGAGUUGGAUAAAGGUAAUGUCACAUAUUUCAGUGCACCAAUCCGAGUUUAGUUGUCAGGUUCUUUGCUGUCAUUGCUUGUCAAACUCAGAGUACUGAUGAUGCAGAUUAUCUUUAGUUAUUUUGUAUGGAAUACAUAUAAAUACUUGUGAUGUGGAGGGUAGCUGCUAGCCCAGUUCUACAAACUUUCUUUCUCGCCCCAGACAAACUCGGAAAUAAUGAACUUCAAUACAACACACAGCAUGCUGCGGACAAUAUUGUUAAGUUCUGACUGUUGUUUAGGUAAUGCUCACCUCAAACCCGCGUCUUUGCAGUCCACUUUCUGUAAACUUCCAUUGCUUCUGUUUUCUAUUUCCACCUGAAGGUGUGCGUGGACAUAUAGGCCUUCACACAGUAUCUUCUUGUUUUGUUUCUUUUGUGGUACUAUGCUUAGUACAAUGAAUGCUGCCUCCACCUAACCGAGUGUGAAUUAACAAAGGAAAGAAUUUAAGUUUGAACCUAUAUUGAUUUUGGUCAAAUUUCCCACUUCUGUACAUCGGGACAGGGGAUGCGUCCUCCAGGCCCCGUAACAAUUACGUGCAUGCUUUACGCAAACCUUUAGUGAACCUGGGCCUUAGUUAAUGUGUAAAGGUCUCACUAUGCUUCCAGCAAACUAGUUUGUGUGACAUGUCCUCUGACCACAACUAAAGUCAAAACUGUUUAUAGCUGUCACUUUUGUGUGACCUUGUAGUCUUGAUGUGAUGAGCUUUAAAAAUGUUGAUAAUAGCAUACACUUUUGUAAGUGAAAAAAAGAGGGCUUGACAGGUUUAUUCAUUCAUACAAACACUGGAGGAGCUGAUCAAACGAACAGCUCAUUUGAAGCAUGCUGAGGCCUUUAGUGCUAUAAAAUGUCUGCUGUCGUCUAUCCUGGGCACUUCUGUAAUGGUUCGUAUUUGAAAUGGUUGAAACUGGUUAUAGAUUGUAAGAUAACUGUAAUUUGAUAGUUUUAGUUAAUGUAUGAGUUAUGUCACCUGCUGCAGUGUGUUUUCAUUUGACGGUCUGUCACUCAGCAGUGUGAUUCCUGUCAGCUUUGCUGUUCCCUGCAGAGUUUGUCUGGUUAAAGGAUAAAGCUGGUGAUAUUACACAUUUUUAUCUGUGUCAACAAAAGACCAUAAAACCAACUAUGUCUGGCUCUCAGCUCCAAGACCAUUGACUCCUACUCAAAAUGUAAAUGUCUAUAUAUAGUUUCCCUUAAAAGAAAAUGCUAAUUAUUUUCCUAAAACUGGGCACUGCAGUUUUUAGCAAACAUUUCUCAAACAGGAGAAACUUUGAAUUUUUUAGGGACUAUUAAUCCACAUUUGGUGCACUAGCAAGUAUUUCCAGCAGCAGGACGAUGCACGUGGUAUUGACUCAAGACAAAGUACUAAGGCUAUGUUAAUUGUAAUGAAGGAACAUGCCACCCAGUGGACGGCGUGGCUCAUUAAUGUGUUUUUAAUGAUUUUUGGACAACUAAGCUAUAUGACACAGAGGAAUAAGCUAGAAUAUGCUUUGGCUACACAGGAAAUACUUUCUAGUAUGAUCUGGUCAUUGUUGGUUUUGGUGUUUUCAUGGGAUUUGUUGACAAUAAGAAAAAUAUAGACCCACAUCAGACUUCUCCUUUAAUCUGGAUAUGAUGAGAGAAAAUGGCGACCUCUGCUGGUCCAGGCCAGAGCUUCUGUUUACUUAGUCCCUUCCUGCCGUAGAUUGUUCUAUUUAAUACAUUCACUCAUAAAACUGCCUUUCAGACUUCAAGUCAAGGUCUGACUACUCCUGUUUGUUUGGUUGUGUGUUAGUGAUCUUAAAAAAAAAUAAUCUGUUUUGAGUGUCUACUGGAUAUUUUAUUUUAGAGAAAUGUUUUGCAGUGGUAUGAUACUCUGAAUUAAAUAACUCAUCCAUCAAAUAAAACCAACCACUAUACCAGUGAUGUUAUCAAAUGUUAUAUGAUGGUAUGUAAUGUUCUACUUUUUGGAUGUUACUUAAGAUACUAUGGCAAAGGGUGAAUGUGGAAACAGUGCCAUAUGAUCUUCUGAGUCUCAGGGAAUCAUUUGUCUUUACCUCUAACUCCAGGGAGCUUUUUUAUCAACUUUAAUUUACUGUCAUUAAA
Messenger RNA from Micropterus dolomieu (smallmouth bass), 4537 nucleotides. It is a transcript of the gene pou2f3, whose product is annotated as POU class 2 homeobox 3. NCBI's taxonomy places the organism in Eukaryota, Metazoa, Chordata, Actinopteri, Centrarchiformes, Centrarchidae. Gene Ontology annotation, biological process: regulation of transcription by RNA polymerase II. The transcript has 12 exons. The record is from RefSeq and is a predicted model, not a curated record. Gene Ontology annotation, cellular component: nucleus. Bases 1 to 1200 code for a protein of 399 amino acids. Gene Ontology annotation, molecular function: DNA-binding transcription factor activity, RNA polymerase II-specific; RNA polymerase II cis-regulatory region sequence-specific DNA binding.